Messenger RNA from Caenorhabditis elegans, 484 nucleotides. It is a transcript of the gene F36A4.2, whose product is annotated as DUF870 domain-containing protein. The coding region runs from base 28 to 450 and encodes 140 amino acids. The transcript is spliced from 3 exons. The record is from RefSeq and is marked reviewed. NCBI's taxonomy places the organism in Eukaryota, Metazoa, Nematoda, Chromadorea, Rhabditida, Rhabditidae.
AUUGUCAUCCCGACAUAACACUUUGGAAUGCAUCUGCCUACAAUUUGCCUAGUCAUUCUAUGCUCUCUAGCCAGUGGACAGGUUCUCUUUCAAGCUAAAGUCACCUGCAAUAUUGGCACAUACUGGUGUGGAGAACUCUAUAUAUUGGAGGAAGAUUGGCUGUUUCACGAUCAGUUGGCUCAUGACAAAUUCUGCACAUCGGAUAUGUAUAAACAACUUGAUUACACAGUCAAUCCUAAAGACUUUCCUACAAUGGACUACGAGAUCUUUUACAAAUUCAAUCAUAAUUGUACUGCGGACGGAAAAACGUAUUGUGUGCAACCUAAAGAAUCGAAAAAAGUUCAUAAAUGGGUUGGACAUCGCCGCGUUAAAUUCCUCAUCGAUGCUAGCGCAAAUGGCAAACCAAAGACAUGUGAAUGGCCUUUCUUUUAUGGAGGAUUCUGGGGAUGAUGGAACUCUGUGUAUAAAUAAUGUCGAGGUUCUU